Molecule: messenger RNA, 1005 nt
Organism: Ornithodoros turicata
Lineage: Eukaryota; Metazoa; Arthropoda; Arachnida; Ixodida; Argasidae
Exons: 6
Coding region: 1-774 (257 amino acids)
Source: RefSeq, a predicted model, not a curated record
AUGGAGGCUUUUUGCAGUGAGAGUGCUAGGCUACGCAGCACAAAACAAAGUAGACAAAUCGCUCGACAUACAUCUGCCUUAGAAUCUGAGCUGUCAGACUCAAGUUCAGCAACCCUGCCCCCCCCCCCCCCCCCCGCCCAAGGUUUUCAACCUUCUACUAGUAGAGGUCAGGCAACUGUGUCAUUGUCCCAGUCAGCUGUGGAAAGUCAAUGUCCUUCAGCACUUGGCUUCCAUAGCCAACGCGAUCAUACUCGCAUCUCUGGACCCCUGCUUUCAUUACCGCUGCCCCCAGCAACAUCGCCAAGAGCUGUUCAGAAAACAGCUGAGCCUGCACAUGACGACAGACAUGGACACAUACGGAAAGUAUACAAAGCUCUUGUGGAGCUCAAAGAAGACUUCAGAAAUAUCAGGGACAUCAUACUAAACAUUGAGGCAACAGUGAAAGCAGCAUCAGCUAUUGAGAGCCAGUCCUUUGUCCUUCCAUCUCUGCCGCUUCAGUCUCAGGAUGAUUUAGCACAACUUGAAGCUCGUCUGCUGGACCCACGCAACAGUUUGUGGGGAGACUGUCAAGGACUUCUAGCAAACCAAAUCAUGACCGAAUACAGCUUAAAAGGAAUGCAGAAGAAAAAAGCAUUUGUCGAGCUUCACAUCUGCGGCUGUAUAAUAGAUGGCAUCAAAGACAGAUUUAAACAUGAAACUGAGGCCAACAUUAACAGCAAGUUGGGAAAGCACCUUGCUGGUGCAAGUGAUCGUGAUGGAGGACGAGCCAAAUGACAAAAACGUCUUGAAGGGCAAGGGAACUUUCCAGACGACCUUCCCCUGACACCGUGAGGAUGAAACGUUGUCAAGAAAUACAUAUUUGUUGAAUUUCCACUGCAUAUUUAUAAUACAUGUGCAUUACAUGUAUACAUUACAUAUUUUCAUGUGUGGCAAAGUCAUAACCUGGUCAGAUAAAUGAAGCAUUCCUGUACCUUGAGAAAUAAAAUAAAUAUGUUAUGCUACACC